CGGUCUGCGCGUCUGCGCCUGCGGCGGCGUCUGCAUCUGCAUCGGCUGCAUCACUUCCAUCACUUCUUUUCAAAGGAGUAAAGCUUUUUCAAAGUCACUGGAGCUUGUCGUAAGACCAGUUUGAACUAAAUAGAAUCAGAUAUCUGUGCAAAUAUGCUGCCAUGGUUGAAGAAGCCCAUCAGAGGACUCCUGCUCGACAUCUGUGGCGUCCUCUACGAGAGCGGAGACACCAAAGCCAUCGCAGGCUCCGUAGAAGCCGUGAAGAUGCUACGCACGUCGAAAAUACCGUUCCGCUUCAUCACGAACGAGACGCAGAGGACGAAAGCUCAGCUGCUCAGCCUCUUGCAUCGGAUUGGUUUCGAUGUCUACGAGAAUGACAUAUUCAUGUGCGUGCCCGCGGCCAAGAAACUCGUCCAGGAAUUCGGGUACCGCCCCUACCUGCUUGUUCACCCGAACGUGGAGUCGGAGUUCCACGGCUGCGACACUUCAAACCCCAACUGUGUCGUACUUGGAGACGCCGGUGUUCACAUGACUUACGAGAGGUUGAACCAAGCUUUCCGGGUGCUCAUUGGCAAUCCAGAAGCAGUCUUGAUGUCACUCGGCAAAGGGAAGUUCUACAGGGAGCACGGUGAAUUGGUGCUAGACGUAGGACCUUUUGCGGUUGCACUGGAGAGUGCCUGUGAGCGCCGGGCCAUCGUGAUCGGCAAGCCCAGUGAGCAGUUCUUCAACAUGGCCCUCGAAGACAUGCACCUCCGCGCCGACGAGGUCGUCAUGAUUGGCGACGACAUCUCGAGCGACGUGGGCGCGGCUCAGAGCGUGGGUUUCCGCGGAGUCCUUGUGCGCACCGGAAAGUACCGGUACGUCACCGCCGUGCGCAGGUACCAGCCCCGCCGCACAGAAGUAACCGCGCGCCGCUUUUCACUGCAGGCCUUCCGACGACAGCCACCCCACCGUGAAGCCCGAUGCCAUUGUUGCCAACCUCGCGGAAGCUGUGGAGCAAAUCGUUGCGCACCAGCCGAGCCACAAAUUCGAUACGUCGUCGUAACGAGACUCAAUAAAGCACGAAGUCUUAAUCGUAAUCGGCUGGCUAAAGCACAAAGUCCUGAUCGGCUGGAUGAAGUACAAGGUCCCGAUCGGGAUCGGAUGGUGGUGUGUCCGUGCUGGGGUUGA
Messenger RNA from Ixodes scapularis (black-legged tick), 1170 nucleotides. Its product is annotated as phospholysine phosphohistidine inorganic pyrophosphate phosphatase. Gene Ontology annotation, biological process: dephosphorylation. The record is from RefSeq and is a predicted model, not a curated record. NCBI's taxonomy places the organism in Eukaryota, Metazoa, Arthropoda, Arachnida, Ixodida, Ixodidae. The transcript has 5 exons. The coding region runs from base 154 to 1170 and encodes 338 amino acids. Gene Ontology annotation, cellular component: cytosol. Gene Ontology annotation, molecular function: inorganic diphosphate phosphatase activity; phosphatase activity.